AUGGUAAUUCUGGUCUAUCUUUCUUUCUUUCUUUCUUUCUAUCGCAAUCCGUUUCUAUCUAUCUAUCUGUCUAUCUAUCUAUCUAUCUAUCUAUCUGUCUAUCUAUCUAUCUAUCUAUCUAUCCGAGUCUGUAUCUAUCUGAGCCUGUUUACUGCUAUCUAUCUAUCUAUCUAUCUAUCUAUCUAUCUAUCUAUCUAUCUAUCUGAGUCUGUUUACAACUAUCUAUCUCAGUCAGUUCAUAUCUAUCUAUCUAUCUAUCUGAGUCUGUUUAUAUCUAUCUAUCUCAGUCAGUUCUAUCUAUCUAUCUAUCUAUCUAUCUAUCUAUCUAUCUCAGUUCUUGUAUUAUCUACCUGUCUAUCUGUAAGAUCUUUUUUUCUAUUUUGUUCAAUAUAUUCCUAUCUAUAUCCUAACUGUUCUCCCUUAUUUUUCUUUCUUUCUUUCUUUCUUUCUUUCUUUUUUCUUUCUUUCUUUCUUUCUUUUUUCUAUUCUUUUUCCGUUCAACGCAUUCCCCUCUCUUCAUCCUGCCUCUUCUGUCUGUUGAUAAACGUCCUUUCUUUCUUUCUUUCUUUCUUUCUUUCUUUCUUUCUUUUUCUUUCUUUUGCUUCUAUUUCGUUCAACCCAUUCCCCUCUCUCCAUCCUAACUGUUCUCUCUAA
This is a messenger RNA of Acanthosepion pharaonis, 654 nucleotides long. The record is from the annotation of a GenBank genome assembly. NCBI's taxonomy places the organism in Eukaryota, Metazoa, Mollusca, Cephalopoda, Sepiida, Sepiidae.